AUGAGCCUUCGAAGCAGAGGAGCAACUGUUAAACGCGCGUUCGUGUUUCUCGUUUCGACCGUCGCGACGUAUUCUAUUUUGCACUAUUUAGGGGGACUGGAGGAAGAAGGUGAUUUUACGUCGCACGCGUCAUCAUCAUUCGACGACGUCGUCGACGCGCAUCCUCACAACAUUCGAGACGAGUUACAUGCUGAUAGUAAUGUGUUCAUGUCCUCCGCGUCACCUUCUCCUUCUCCUCCACCGCCUGUGCCACCGUCAACAACAACAACAACAACAAAAGAAGAAGAAAAGAAAUGGUCCCAUCCCACAUCCAUGAGGCGAAAACCAACCGCGGAGGAAAUAGAACAAGGUAAGGGCAAAUUUCACGUCAUGCUGACUGCAAACGAGCAAUCCUACGUCGCUUGGCAAUCUAGAAUUAUGUACCAGAGAUACUUGAAACUUUUGAGCAGCGAAGACUCGGGCGCGUUUGGCGGGUUUACGAGAGUGUUGCACAGCGAACGCGCAGAUAUAUUGAUGGAUGAAAUUCCAAGCGUGGUAGUUGAUCCGUUACCGAAAGGUGUCGAUGAAGGGUAUGUGGUUUUAAAUCGGCCAUACGCAAUCAAGCAGUGGUUGGAGAAGUAUAAUUUCGCGGAAGAGUAUGUCUUCAUGACCGAACCGGACCAUUUAUAUUUAAGACCGAUUCCGUUGUUGGCGCAACCAAAACUCGCCGCUGCUUUUCCAUUCUUUUACAUCAAUCCGAAAGAUCCGAAAUUCACUCCUAUUGUACAAAAAUUUAACAAAGUAAACGCGGAUUUGAAAGAUUUUGCGCCGAUUGGGAAUUCGCCGGUGAUGAUUCACAAGGAUGAACUGAAGAAAGUCUGUACGGUUUGGGACACUUUAGCGAUUAAAAUGAAACAGGACCCGGAAACUAACUCGGCGUUCGGAUGGGUCUUAGAAAUGUGGGCGUAUAGCAUCGCCUCCGCGCAAGUUGGCGUGAAGUACGAUUUAGUUCCGGAAUUCAUGUUGCAACCGCCAUGGGAUAAAACCGAAGAAGUUCCGGGCGGGAAGAAAGGAUACAUUCUUCACUAUACGUACGGCCAAGAUUUCAACGAAAAAGGAAAGUUUACCCCAGGUAAAGUUGGAAAAUGGCAUUGGGAUAAGAGAGAUUUCACGUGGAAGAAACCUCCGAAAGAAGGCUUUGAGAUGCCGCCGGAAGGGACUCACCCUUUGACCAUCAAGCUGAUGGAAAUGAUAAACGACGGCAUACGAUCCAUCCCGAAUUGGUGA
Bathycoccus prasinos is the source of this 1266-nucleotide messenger RNA. RefSeq lists its product with no specific name. The record is from RefSeq and is a predicted model, not a curated record. The transcript has a single exon. Gene Ontology annotation, molecular function: glycosyltransferase activity. NCBI's taxonomy places the organism in Eukaryota, Viridiplantae, Chlorophyta, Mamiellophyceae, Mamiellales, Bathycoccaceae. The coding region runs from base 1 to 1266 and encodes 421 amino acids.